Messenger RNA from Labrus bergylta (ballan wrasse), 4406 nucleotides. NCBI's taxonomy places the organism in Eukaryota, Metazoa, Chordata, Actinopteri, Labriformes, Labridae. The record is from RefSeq and is a predicted model, not a curated record.
AUGUUUGGGAUACGUUCUACAGCAGGGGGCAACCAGAGUCUGAAGGUGACGGACUACCAUGUGCGAUGCAGAGUGGUGUCCCGUUAUGCGGUGACCACAGUUCAGAGUUCGGUAUGGAACCAGCUCCCCAUCACCAAGGAGGCUGCGUUCGAGGUUGACCUCCCCUCCUCUGCCUUCAUAUCCAACUUCACCAUCACCUCCAACGGCAAGGUGCAUGUGGCCCAGGUGAAGGAAAGAGCCGCCGCCAGGAAAAUUUACGAUGCUGCUAAGAAGCAAGGAAAAACAGCCGGACUUGUUGCUACCAAAGAAAGGGAGAUCGAGAAGUUUCGCGUGGCGGUGAGUGUGCCGCCAGGAGCUCGGAUGUUCUUCUCUCUGUCCUAUGAGGAGUUGUUGCCCCGUCGACUCGGCCGCUACGAGCUCAGUUUGGGUCUGAGGCCGGGUCAGCCCGUGCAGAACCUCACCCUGGACGUCAGUAUAACGGAGAGGACGAGCAUCAGCUUCAUCAAAGUCCUCCCUCUCAAGACCAGCCGGCUGCUCUCCAACACCGCUCAAGGUGAUGCAGUCGCCCCUGCAUCCACUCAGGUCGAACGUAGCGGUGGCUGCGCUCGAGUUCGCUACAGUCCCACUCUACAGCAGCAGAACGGCGUCUCCUCCAAAGGUCUGAAUGUAGACUUCAUCGUUCACUAUGACGUGGACCUCAGAGACCUCAUGGGGGAAGUCCAGGUGUAUGACGGCUACUUUGUGCAUUACUUUGCACCCAGAGGGCUUCCUGUGGUUCCCAAAGAUGUAAUAUUUGUCAUUGAUGUCAGUGGCUCAAUGAUAGGCACCAAGAUUAAACAGACCAAGCAGGCCAUGGGCACCAUCUUGGCCGACCUCAGAGAGGGAGACCACUUCAAUAUCAUCACUUUCUCCGACAAGGUUCACACCUGGAAGAAAGGACGCACAGUGCGGGCGACGCGUCAGAAUGUGCGAGACGCCAAAGACUUUGUGAAGAGGAUUAUUGCAGAAGGAUGGACGAACAUCAACGCGGCGUUGCUCUCCGCCGCCCAGCUCGUCAACCCUCAAUCCACCUCCGACCGCCUCUCGUCCCGCCGCGUCCCUCUGGUGAUUUUCCUCACCGACGGCGAGGCGACCAUCGGGGUGACGGCCGGCGACGCCAUCCUGAGCAACGCCAAGAAGGCCCUGGGCUCGGCCUCUCUGUUCGGCCUCGCCUUCGGGGACGACGCUGACUACCUCCUCCUGAAGCGCCUGGCGCUGGAUAAUCGCGGCGUGGCUCGGAUGGUGUACGAGGACGCGGACGCCGCCCUGCAGCUGAAGGGCUUCUACGACGAAGUGGCCAGCCCUUUGCUGUCGGACGUCCAGCUCACGUACCUGGACGAUCAGGCGUUCGACAUCACACGCUCCUUGUUCCCAAACUACUUCCAAGGCUCUGAGCUGGUGGUCGCCGGGAAGGUCAAACCGGGGGUCAAGGAUUUAAAAGUCUCCAUGUCCGCCACCGAUUUGAAGAAACGUGUAAACCUGGAGAACGAUGUUUUGAUUUUGAACGCCGAAGGGAACGAGAGCGCGGAUUCUCUCAAGUGUUCAGGAGGCUCGGAAGGAAUCUCCAGCUUCGUGCACCGCCUCUGGGCGUAUUUCACCAUCAAAGAGCUGCUACUCGCCAAACUGAACGCCACCGACCCCGCGACGCAAAGGUUACUGGCGGACAAAGCGACCAACCUGUCCCUCAAAUAUAACUUUGUAACACCGGUCACUUCUUUAGUCGUCAUUCAGCCCGAUGAGGACGAAGCGGCUCGAAGUCCGACCACAGCGAAACCCGCCACGGCUGCCGCUACAACCACGACCACGACGACAACUGCUGCUCCCGCCAAAACUGAAGCCAAAUCCUCGGGGACCGGUUCUGCAAAGAAGCCCGUCUCGUCUGGCAAGCCAAUCAAAACAAAGCCACACCCUCCUCAGCCGCCUCCAACUAAAAAAAUCUCAACUUCUACGGCAAAAACAGCGACUCCAGCGUCCAGGAAAACCACCACGACCUCAAGUCCCAGCACCGUUAAAACCGCCCCAGCUCCAUUCUUGGGUAAAAAGACAUCACCUUCCCAAAAUGAAUCCAUAUCUGCCUCUCCUCCUCCUCCUCCUCCUUCUCCGCCUCCUUCUGCAGGAAAGAUAUCCACCUCCCUGAUCAACGCGCUCAAAACAGCCCCGCCCCCUGCACCUGGUAAAGUCUCCACCCCCCAUCCGAGUCCCUUGAAAACAACCUCUCCCCCAAUAACCACCCCGAUGGUGACACUCACAACCAGCCCAGUGAGAACUGACCCUGCUACGACUGGGAAACCCCUUACCUCACAGCCCAGUCCUGUCAAAGCGACCGUGCCCUCCAUAGAAACACACACUAGCACCACGUCUUCUCCAGUCGUUCCUCUGCCUGAAGUCACCACCGUCCCGCCCGAGUUGUUGACUCCGCCCGCCUCAUCUGUCACAACAACAGCGCCACCCGCAGCUGUGGACGACAACAACACAAACUUGGAAACAGAUUUGAGUAUUGCCACGUUUGUGUCGGCCACCUUCGCCCCCAUGCCCGGUGUCACAGACGGACCGAGACCGUGGGAGGCCGCAGGGCUCUUAGAUGUCUCCACUUUCAUUCAGAGAAAAGAUUUUGACCUUGUGAAAGACUAUGAUGCAACCUAUGACUACGACUACGAUCUCAACUAUGAUUCCUGGGAUGAUACUGCAGACACCGGAUCGUUUGAAUCCUCCUCCUCCAGUUUGAGUACUGUGCGGGUCUUCUCCUCAUCUGUCGAUGGAGAUCCUCAUUUCGUGGUCCAGCUGCCCAAGCUGCAUCAGAACCUUUGCUUCACAGUAGACGGCAGCGCUGACGAUGUGCUCAGACUGUUGGAGGACCCGGAGAGAGGGAUCAUUGUUGAUGGACACCUGAUGGGAGCUCCCUCCAAACACGGUGCAGAGGACAGAGCCAGGACAUAUUUCGACCGGCUCACCGUUUCCUCGGCCACAGGCGGGUCAGGUGACAUCAUGAUCACCCUCUCGCUGGACGCCGUCGUGGUGGAAGGAGAAGGGCGGGACAUCCUCCCCAUCAGUCAGCAGGGAUCGGUGACGAGGCAGGGCGUGACGGUUACCGUGGACAACCACCGGAGCUGCUGGAUCGAGCUGGGCAGGGAUGUGCGCUUCCUGGUCCUGUUCCACCAAUACAAACACCCCAGCUACCUGCAGAUGGCUCACCUGGGUUUUUACAUCACAAACGGGCGGGGGCUGUCUGCUUCAACUCAAGGAUUACUCGGCCAGUUUCAGCACGCUGACAUCAGUGUAACUGCAGUGACGGAUCACCAGGACGGAGCCGCUCACAAAGCUGCCACAUUAGCCCGAGGGAUCCUGAGGUGGGGAUCCGAGCACACGGCGGUCACUUUGCAGGACAAGUCGCUGAAAGACUCGGUGCGUAAACGCCACACGGGCAGGUGUUGGGUUGUUCCCAAAGGAGAGGUGGAGAGACUCCUGGGUCAUCCAUACGAGAGCUACGUGGUGGAUCAUGUGUAACUCUAGCUGGGGCAGCGCCGCCCGGCUGCAUGUGAGCUGCACGGCUCAGGUCGCAGCGGUUAACAUGGCGGCUUCUAAUGGACAAAGGAUGACCAAACAGUGGCUCUCAAUGACUUUCUGCUUUAUUAUAUUCUGUCAGGAGGAAACAGAGGUGUGGUUACCAAAGAGGACGCAUCAGAGACAGAGCUGCAUUUAAAGGAUUAAAGAGGACAUUUAUUUUAAAAGUUAUAGUGACAGACUGAAUGAUGCUGCUGUUCUACAUCAUUCAAUCUGAAUUGAAUUCAAGCUCUGUGUUUUUUUUUAUGUGUAACACAGAAGCAGUGUUCUGCUGGUUGCAUGGCAACCACAAAUGUCUGUUUGUUCUGCAGUAGAAAAAAAAACGCACACUCUCAAACUUCAGCGAUAUUUAUCAGACUUUUCUUAUUUUUUCAUCCUGGACUGACUCUUAGGAAAAGCCAGAUUCUUCUACUCCAGAGUCACAUAUAAUUAUUCAACCUGUAUCAUUCUGAAAGUUGUAUUUUUUUUAGUACACGUGUAUAUAAAAUAUUAUUGUACGUAUGUAUAGAUAUCUUUCAACAAAAGGUCACUCGCCUGGAUAUAGUCGAAAAAAAGGAAAAACAAAAAGUCGAAUCCUUCCAGGUUUGCCAUGUGCUUUUUAUUUUUCUAUCAUUUCAUUCAUAGUUUAAUUCAUUUUAUUUGUUACACAAGACAUUAGGCAUUGUUCACAUACUAGUGAUCAAACAAGGACAGUAAGUUUUCUACUACUCAGCCUAUUUCUUUUUGUCAAAUUCAAGGGAUAUUGUCAAUAAUAGUGGUUUCCAAAAGGCCCGAACUGGAUGGAAAAUUAAAACAGUACGACCACA